AUGGCUAGUCAGAAAAAGUCGCACGUCUUCCGUGUGACGGGCCUGUCGAGAGAACUGCCUGAUGAGAAUCUCAAGACUGUAUUGCUUGAGGCAAUCAACGAUAACCUCGCCGAUGACGAGACAUCGCGCAUCAAGACUGAGAUCACAAUCGUACCGUCAUGCUACCAAAUUGUCUCACAGAGGGGGGCGCUGGUGCAGUUUCGUGGUGGGGUGCCUCAGUUCCUCCGUGACCUCGACCCGCUCGGAGACUGGCAGGUUGAGAUGGGUGACGAUGAUAUCAACUUUGACUGCCACUUCUUUGGAUUUACCCAGCUCUAUACGCUGGACGAAAAUAAGCCUGUGGAUGCAGAUAUUAUUGCGAUCGCCGGACUCGAUGGACAUGCGUACGGAUCGUGGCAAGGAAGGGGGAAUCUCGGUCGGAUGUGGCUCCGUGACUUCCUGUCGAAAGAUCUGCCGCAGUGCCGCACAAUGAUCUACGGGUACAACUCCAAGCUGUCGAGUCAUGGAGUGGGUACGAUCCUCGACUACGGGCGGGAGCUGAUGGAGGAGAUCAAGAAAAUACGGAACACGAAGGAGCUCCAGCAGAGACCUCUGAUAUUCAUCGCACACAGCUUCGGAGGUAUUAUCAUGGCUCACUGCCUGGUGAGGGCCAUCCAAGCACUGGAAGAAGACCACCCAGCGAUCACGUCGCUGCAUCGAGCCACGUAUGGCAUGAUCCUCUUUGCCAUCCCACAUAAAGGCUUAGUGAUGGACGAUAUCCAGCAGAUGUUGGGCGGCGAUGGACACCAUCCGCGAGAGAAACUCCUACGCCAGAUUUCCAGCCAAUCGGAUGUCUUAAUUCAUCAACUGGCCGACUUUAGAAACCUGAUCCGGGACCGUAAGGUGGUCAGCUUCUAUGAGACAGAGCAGACGAAGCGGUUGGUAUUAGACUCGGAAAGCGGACGUUGGAAACGCACUGGAGAUUUCAUAACAACGGUUGACGCAGAUUCGGCUCUUCUUCAGCUUCCCGACCACGUAGAAGACAAGGUGCCGCUGCAUGCAGAUCACUCAAUGAUCGUGAAAUUCGACAAGCUCGAUGCGGCCGGGUAUCAAUCGGUGCGCGAUAGACUUCAACAAUUCUCAAAGGACGCACCGUCGGCGGUGGCGGCUCGGUUUACACAGACGCGUCAGAAGCCUCAGCCAUGCUCUACGGUGCCUUUUGAGAGGGACUCAACAUUUGUGGGCCGUGAAGCCGAGAUCAGUGCGAUCAAGGAAAAACAUAGGGCGAUAGGCCAGCAUCAUGAGCGGGUGGCAUUAGUAGGACUGGCCGGUGUUGGAAAAACCCAGACAGCUAUCGAGUAUUCCUAUCGCGUACGAGAAUCAACACCAGACACGUGGGUUUUUUGGAUCCACGCCAGCAAUCCAGAGAGGUUGGAACAGGGCUACCAGGAGAUUGCCACAGUGGCGGGCAUUCCGGGACGGGACGAUCCGAAGACUAACAUCCUUCAGCUCGUGUAUCAGUGGUUGCGUGAUCCACAAAAUGGUUACUGGCUGAUGGUAUUAGAUAAUGCGGAUGACUAUGGUAUUUUUUUUAAUGUCACUGAAUCCAUUGAACGAGGGCCACUGGAGAGGUUCCUUCCCCAGGCCGCGCAUGGAUCAAUCCUGGUCACGUCCCGAAAUGGUCUUGCGGCACGGAAUCUGGUGGGGAGCGAUGGUCAUGUGAUCGACGUUCAGUCAAUGAACGAGGAAGAGUCGCUCGCCCUUUUACGGGCAAGAAUUCCGGCCCCCCAAUCUGGAGAGUCUGGAGAGGACGAGAAGGCACUGGUCCAGGCACUUGAAUACAUUCCGCUGGCAAUCACUCAGGCGGGGUCCUAUAUUGCCAACCGUCUUCCUCUAAUUACCGUCACCGCAUACCUUCGACUUUUCCAUGAAAGCGAGUCGAGACAGACACGGCUUCUCGAGAAUGAGGAUUCCACGGAUCUCCGGCGCGAUCCCAGCAUUCGGUAUGCGGUGAUCACAACUUGGCAGCUCUCAUUUGAGCAAAUCCAUCAGGAACGACCCGCGGCGACAGAUCUCCUGGCGUUGAUGAGUAUGUUUGAUCGGCAGGGAAUCCCCGAAGAUCUAGUGCGCGGCUCCGAUCAAGAUAUCCUGGACUUUCACGAUGCAUUGGCGCCGCUGCUCAGCUAUUCUUUAAUCCGACUGGAGAUAAACGAACGGUUGUUUGACAUGCAUCACCUAGUGCAAUUAUCGGUUCGGGCGUGGCUGGGCAUGCACCAGCAGCUUCACAGCUGGCAGGCCGAAUCACGAGGGAUUAUGGCACGGGUAUUUCCAGAUGGCAAUUACGAAAGCUGGACGCAAUGUCGAUCGCUCAUUGCGCAUGCCAAAAGUGUGCUGAAGUUUAUAUAUCCUGUAGAUGAUGGAGAUCGGUUAAACGCGGCUACCCUCUUAUCUAACUGUGGAUGGUUUCUAGAUCUUCAAGGAGCUUAUGAAGAGUCAGAAUCGAUGCAUCGAUGGGCACUAGGGGCACGAGAGAAGGUGCUUGGACGCGAGCAUCCUGACACGCUCACCAGUGUCAGUAACCUUGGUGAUGUGUUGUCCAGGCGAGGGAAAUACGAAGAGGCGGAAGUGAUGCAUCGACAGGCAUUGGAUUCACGACAGAAGCUGCUUGGAUACGAGCAUCUUGACACGCUAACCAGUGUCAGUAACCUUGGUGAUGUGCUUUCCAGGCAAGGGAAAUAUGAAGAGGCAGAAGCGAUGCAUCGACGGGCGUUGGAAGCAAGAGAGAAGGUGCUUGGACAUGAGCAUCCUGACACGCUUACCAGUGUCGGUAGCCUUGGUGAUGUGCUUUCUAGUCAAGGUAAUUAUAAAGAGGCAGAGGUGAUGGAUCGACGAGCAUUGGAAGGUAGUGAGAAGGUACUUGGACGUGAGCAUCCUGACACACUCAUCAGUGUCAGUAUCCUUGGCAAUGUCCUAUCCAGGCAAGGGAAAUAUAAAGAGGCGGAAGCGAUGCAUCGACGGGCGUUGGAAGGAAAUGAGAAAGUGCUUGAACGUGAGCAUCCCUCCACGCUCACUGGUCUCAGUAACAUUGGUGAUGUGCUUUCUAGUCAAGGUAAUUAUAAAGAGGCAGAGGUGAUGAAUCGACGGGCGUUGGAAGGUAGUGAGAAAGUGCUCGGACACAACCAUCCUGACACGCUAACCAGUGUCAGUAACCUUGGUGAUGUGCUUUCCAGGCAAGGGAAAUAUGAAGAGGCGGAAGCGAUGCAUCGACAGGCGUUGGAAGCAAGAGAGAAGGUGCUUGGACAUGAGCAUCCUGACACGCUUACCAGUGUCGGUAGCCUUGGUGAUGUGCUUUCUAGUCAAGGUAAUUAUAAAGAAGCAGAAGUGAUAGAUCGACGAGCAUUGGAAGGUAGUGAGAAGGUACUUGGACGUGAGCAUCCUGACACACUCAUCAGUGUCAGUAUCCUUGGCAAUGUCCUAUCCAGGCAAGGGAAAUAUAAAGAGGCAGAAGCGAUGCAUCGACGGGCGUUGGAAGGGAAUGAGAAAGUGCUUGAAUGUGAGCAUCCCUCCACGCUCACCAGUAUCAAUAACCUUGGCAAUAUGCACUUCGGUCAAGGGAAAUAUACGUUAGCAGAAAUACUGCUUCGACAGGCAUUGGAAGGAUGUGAAGAGGUACUUGGCCGCGAGCAUCCCGAUAUGCUCAACAAUGUCAGUAAUCUUGCCAAUGUGCUCGACAAUCAAGGGAGAUAUGAAGCGGCAGAAGCGAUGCAUCAACAUGCAUUGGAAGCACGAGAGAAGGUCCUUGGAUGCGAGCAUCCCUCCGCACUUUCCAGUAUCAAUGAUCUUGGUAAUGUGAUCUCCAAGCAAGGGAAAUAUGAAGAGGUGCAAGCGAUAUAUCGACGGGUACAGACUGUGGAUUCUAGUACCCUCAUGCAGCAAGGAAUCCUGCCUAAGAACAUAUUCUCCACUCCUCAUCCGUUGCUUCAAUUGUCGCAAAGACAUCAUCGAUCACUGGGAGAGAAAAAUGACCGUGACGUCGACUGA
This is a messenger RNA of Penicillium manginii, 4020 nucleotides long. Its product is annotated as tetratricopeptide repeat protein. Gene Ontology annotation, molecular function: protein binding. Lineage: Eukaryota; Fungi; Ascomycota; Eurotiomycetes; Eurotiales; Aspergillaceae. The transcript has 7 exons. Bases 1 to 4020 code for a protein of 1339 amino acids. The record is from RefSeq and is a predicted model, not a curated record. Gene Ontology annotation, cellular component: kinesin complex.